AUGUCUACCAACAACCCCUCCAGCUGCGCGAUGACUACCAAAACACAGAAGCACCCAAAAACCAACAAGACAGGAACAAAAAGAGACAUUCUUAGGGAGAUCCAAGGCAAGUGUACCCCUUUGCCCAAUGCACCUCGGGAUAGGAAUAUGACUCCCCAUUGCGGAUCAUCCCCUCGACUGCCUCACCAUGAAUCUCUCAAACCGGAAGCCAACUUGUCGGUUUGCGAGAAUGUUGCCGGAAGGAUUCCCGCCAUCGAGAACAAACGCAUCUCGGCAGUCGCUGAUGAAGUCGUUGGAAAUGUCAAGAGAGACUCUCAGGCUUCUGCCACUUCAAACACUGCCGCGAAAAAUAAGAGGAAAACGCAUGUUGGGCCGUGGCAGUUGGGCAGGACACUCGGGAAAGGGGCCACUGGCAGGGUUCGGCUUGCAAAACACUCCCUGACAGGCCAAGUGGCAGCUGUGAAGAUUGUUUCGAAGAAAUCUGCUGCUCUCGUUCAGAGCGCAAGUAUGGCUCGCAUGGACAAGGAAGAUACCACCACGAUGAUUGCAGCAGGCCCGCGCACCAUGCCGUUUGGUAUCGAACGCGAGGUGGUUAUCAUGAAGCUCAUAGCACAUCCAAACAUCAUCAACCUCUACGAUAUCUGGGAAAAUCGUGGAGAGCUCUAUCUUGUUCUUGAGCACGUCGCCGGUGGCGAGUUGUUCGACUAUGUUUCAAGUAAUGGUGCCCUACCGGAAGGUGAAGCAGUCAGACUUUUCCGUCAAAUUAUCGCAGGCUUGUCAUACUGCCAUCGCUUCAACAUCUGCCAUCGAGACCUGAAGCCUGAAAACAUUCUUCUCGAUAGUCAGCGGAACAUCAAAUUGGCAGAUUUCGGAAUGGCAGCUCUCCAACCGAAUGGCACUUGGCUCAAUACUUCUUGUGGAAGUCCACAUUAUGCAGCCCCUGAGAUCAUUCUGGGUCAGCAAUACCGUGGUGACCUUGCAGACAUUUGGAGUGUUGGCAUCAUCCUGUUCGCUAUGUUAAAUGGGUUCCUGCCGUUUGACGGAGGUACGGUCCAAAACACCCUUCGUCUUGUCAAAAAGGGCGAGUACUUCCUCCCGCCGCAGCUAAGCGUCGAGGCAUCCGAUUUGAUUCAACGAAUAUUGCAGAAAAAACCCGACAAGAGGAUCGCUAUGGCCAAUAUUUGGACACACCCACUCCUCCGCAAGUACGAAAAGUACCACGCCAGUUUGGUUGCUCCUGACGAUCUUAUCGGUCCAGCUCCGCCAUUGAGUCUUGAGGCUCAAGCAAAACGUGUGAACAAGCGGUCAGACAUUGAUCCUGAAAUCCUGAGCAACCUCUCAACCUUGUGGCAUGGCUUCAAAGUCGAAGAAUUAACAAAGAGAUUGCUGAACGAGGAACCCAAUCAUGAAAAACUAUUCUACUGGGCACUGAUCAAGUUCAGGGAGGACCAGCUGGAAAAUUACCCGGGCGAGCCUAUUCAAUACUCUGCCAGUGAUCACCAUCAUGUCAGCAAGCCCUCAAUUAAGCCAAGCAAUCGAUCUGUCACUGCUCGUGGUCAUUACCGUCGCACUUCCCAGUUCUCAAUUGUCAGCGAUGAAACAACUCACCGUGAUGGCUACUACAAGAAUGCUGCGACAGCAGCCAGCAAGGUCACCAACAGUAGUUAUGACCCCUACCGCGCCUCCAGAAACCCCCUCUCUGAACCUCGCCCGGAGGUUGGGACAGUGGUUGUACGCUGCCCACCUAUGGCUGUUGACCAAACGGGCGCAUCGAGCAAUGUUAGACAUAAAAUCCUGGAGCGAAUUCAGGACGACGUACCUGAAAUGCCUAGCUUCACAUCUGAAGAGCUUAAGCGCCUCAUUCAAAAGAAACGAGCGUCAUAUUCGACAGCAACAUCAAAGAGCUCGUUGUCUAGCAUCAGACGUCGUCCUGGCAUUCGACAUUCUACGAGUUAUAAGCGCCAAAUCAGUUUUCCUCAUCGCCGACAGACUCCCUCUGGGCGUAUCAAUGGCAAUUGCCGGGUUAUGUACGAUAGUGGCUCCAGCGAUCGACCACAGACUCGUAGCACAAGUAACCCAAGAACCGAAUCACAGAGUACACCCAGCCUGGCGACACCUUCGCAAGCAUAUCAAACCCGCAAAUCAAGUUCAGAGAUGGACAUGAAAAAGUCUCGUGCUGCCAGCUACUAUUGGAAAGAUGAGACCAGGAAGGUCAGUGCCGAGCUGGGCAAAAUUUGUGAAGAAGCUUUCAACAGAUCCUCGGUAUCGACUACGAUGAGCGAGGCUAGCCCUCACGCUCAAUUUGAAUCCUCGGCGACAUCGAUGUCAGUACAUCAGCAGCGGAUACCGGAGAGCAUUCGGAAUAGACCUUUGCCUGCCACGCCAAUACUCCAGGAGUUGAUUGAGUAUCGCCACAAAAUCAUCGAAACCUGGGGCGAUGGCGACAGAGCCGUCUUGAAAGACAUACUAGCUACACUUGACAAGCGUAUUGAUGCCGAGGUUGACAAACAGCUGAAGCUCGACAAGCGAGCUGCUUCAGAUCCAACACGGGGCUUACUCACACCCAAGCGACAGAAAGUCUCGUCAAUCACCCCUGAGGAGGAUGGAACGCGAGAUCGGGGGCAACCUCGCGCUGCUUCCGAUCCCCUCAAAUAUCAGACCCCUCGUGAAAGACCAGACAAGACGAUUCGCCUUGUGACACCAGAUCAAACAUCGCCCCUUGCUCGACUCGAGCCACUCAGAGUGCGCAAAAAUAAAGCGAUGCCAAUCAAUUCCUUGCGUGGUGGCCCGGCACACAUUGCAAGAGCCCAGCGUGAUCGGGUGGGCUAUGACAAGCGUCUCUACGAAAGAACAGGUUUGGAUACUAUCGAAGAGAACCCUGGUUCACCGAGAAAACCUGCUUCGCGAAAAUGGUCAUGGCUCGGUCGGCGUGGGUCUGGUGGUCACGACCUGCUAGAAGCUAUGCAGGCUACAGGAGAAACCAAGCAUAGUAUUGACACUCAAUCUUCUCAAGUCGUGCAGCCUAGCGAGUCGACCAAUUCAUCUACUCUUACAAGAGGCAAAGACAGUGACCCUGACUCUGGUGACAUCGACCUGAAUGUGGAAAGAAAGCGCAGGUGGUUCCAAAAGAUGUUCGGAAAGACAAAGGCUAAGGACAGCUUAACGAACACUGGUGGUGAACACCGCGUAGCCCGUGAACCUACCAACGACCCGGAGGCGAACCAUGCAACCUCUGGCGAAGCUGCAGACGGGAAUGCCCCGGAUCGGAGAUGUUUCCCUCCAGCAACAAGUGUCGAUACUGGUUCUCCAGCCGUGGCUCUUGGCCCAAUCGAAAUCAGCCAGAAUUGGUUCGCUAAAUUUUUCCAUAUCAAGCCGGCAAGCCGCGUCAUUUGUCUUCAAAUUGGCAAGGACAAAGCCAGGAAGGAGUUGGUCAAGAUUUUAAAAGAAUGGCGCAAGUAUGGUAUCAAGGACGUGGUCUCCGAGCGCAGAACAGGUGGCGAUGUGGUCCGAGGUCGUGUAGACAUGGCAAACUAUCUUCAGUUGAAACCGGUUCAUUUCCACGCAUACGUGUACUCUGUCCUCGAACACGGUCGAAGAGCAAACUUGAGUGUCCUCAAAUUCACGCAGGAGAAAGGAGCCGCCAGCAGCUUCUACAAGGUCGUUGAUACUUUGGAGGCUGUCUUGAAAGAGCGUGAGUUGCUUGUCCUUGACGCUCAAAAGACAAGAUGCAUCGAGAAAACAUUGAAAAACGCCGGGUUGUGA
This is a messenger RNA of Exophiala spinifera, 3762 nucleotides long. RefSeq lists its product as uncharacterized. NCBI's taxonomy places the organism in Eukaryota, Fungi, Ascomycota, Eurotiomycetes, Chaetothyriales, Herpotrichiellaceae. Gene Ontology annotation, biological process: intracellular signal transduction; protein phosphorylation. Gene Ontology annotation, cellular component: cytoplasm. The transcript is spliced from 2 exons. Gene Ontology annotation, molecular function: ATP binding; protein serine/threonine kinase activity. The record is from RefSeq and is a predicted model, not a curated record. The coding region runs from base 1 to 3762 and encodes 1253 amino acids.